AAAGCGCACAUGCAUCGCGCUCAACAUCAGUCCCCGAGUCGUUCUCGAACCAAUCAGUCCCGUGACAAGUUCCUUUAAUUUUUUAUCAAAAUGAAAUAUUUAAUUUUCAUGAUUUUGGCAGUGGCAGCAACCCAGGCGAAGGUCUUCAUGUCACCCAACAGCCUUUCUGUUGUCAUGGAGAGAAAUGAAGUUGACGAUGCACCCUUGGCCCAGGAAGCCAUGCUGUCAGAGGAGCUAUACAUCCCGAUGGCGCAACUGAGGACGUGCGACAACAACCGCUGCGAGGCCGCCUGCCAUGCCCUCGGCUACCAGCACGGCCGAUGCGUCAGUGCCACGACGUGUCAGUGCUACCACUAUGAGUAGCACGGCAACGUUGGCAGCACUGGAUCGAUGCGGUUUAGGGCGUAGGCCCAGCCCCGCACAUACCUAACUGCCCUAGUUCUUAUCAAAAUAUCUGUCUACUUAGGUAUGAGUUUUAUUUUUCUUUUAAAUAAUGUUGUUUGAAUAUAAAUACUAAAAUGAUAAAAAGUUAUUUUUAAUUUAUAGAACCC
Cydia strobilella is the source of this 551-nucleotide messenger RNA. RefSeq lists its product as uncharacterized. The record is from RefSeq and is a predicted model, not a curated record. NCBI's taxonomy places the organism in Eukaryota, Metazoa, Arthropoda, Insecta, Lepidoptera, Tortricidae. The coding region runs from base 91 to 363 and encodes 90 amino acids. The transcript has 2 exons.